Molecule: messenger RNA, 1601 nt
Organism: Brassica napus (rape)
Lineage: Eukaryota; Viridiplantae; Streptophyta; Magnoliopsida; Brassicales; Brassicaceae
Exons: 1
Coding region: 679-1422 (247 amino acids)
Source: RefSeq, a predicted model, not a curated record
UAAUGUGUAUAUACAACUGUCUGUAUAAAUUUGUGGUUUGCCAUGAACUAAUGACAAUGUAACAAACUGGUAGAUACAUGUGUUGUAUUGUAUUGACAACUGUUUCAGAACGUUAUAAUAACAAGACCAAAACCAAAAGGACAAGUGUUCACUUUGCACGUCGCUUUCAAUAUAAUAAUAUAUCGGUUAACGAGCUGUUCAUGUACUAAUUAGUUUCUUUAACAAAUUCCAAACAAUCAACUACAGUUUUAAGCAUAACAAUCAUGUGGCUUAUUAGUUCUCAUACACUACGACGUAUUACAACACGUGUGAGAUUAGCCCCAUAAAAGUCAAACAAACCAUUAACUAACCCGCGUCGAAAUAAGAAGACAACCUAAGCUAUAAGGAAAACUGUAAACCAAUCAGCACUUGAUUUUGUAAACCGGAUCAAAGUCGGCCGUAUAAGUCUUUAAACCAUAAAUUUCUUCUCCGGUUUGAAGUCAAAACUGUAUCAUAACAUUAAGAUCUUCUCCGGUUUAGCAUCAGCUUUGACCCAAACCCUUCCAUGACGUCAUCAUCUUGACAUUUUCAAUUGUGUUUAUCUAUAAUCAUCCUUUGACUCUCACUUUCUGAGAACUUUCAGACACAGAAAGUACAUAUAAAACCAAGGAUCUCCGUGUUCAUGUACUUUGUGAAUAAAUGGAAAAAGCAUCCGACAACAACCCCACGAAACUCUCGAAGAUGCUUCAAAAAGCGUUAUCAAUUGGUCACGGUGCGGCGCCGUUUAGUCCGGUAAGAGAUUUCCACCACCACCACCACCGUACGGCUUCGACGGUGAACAGAGGAUUUUUCUUCUCUGGUCCGAUAACACCGUUGCUUCCAACGGCGGCCUCAAGAGCUAGGAGAAGAACCAAGAACGCCGUCGUUUUCGCCGAACCCACUUCUCCUAAGGUCUCCUGCAUCGGUCAGAUCAAACUCGCUAAUAAGUCGAAAUGCCCGGACGCGAAGAACAGAGAACGUAAGAAUCUCAAACCGGCGUCGUCUUGUCUUGUUAAAGAAGCAGGCAAGGGAAACUGGUCGAAACUAAAACGUCUCUUCUCAAUGGGGUCGAGAAAAUCCAACUACACGGCCGUUUCCGCCGCUAGUGAGCAUCCGAUCUCGGCGGUGGAAGCGGUUGCGGUGCCUUCAUUGGGUAAAAUGAAGAAAUUCGCGAGCAGCAGAGAAGCUCUCGGUGGAUUUGAUAGGACGGCCGAGAUCAAACGUGAAGAAUCUCGGUCCGAUCAUCAUCGCCGAGGGUACUCUUCCGAUGACAAAGAGACGAUGAUUCCAUGCGCUGUAAGCACGCCUCUGGCCCUGUGCUCGAGACAGAAGAGUGAAGUUAAUUUGUGGAAGAGAAGAACCAUGGAUCGACCAAAACCACUUCAAGUUAAAGCUAGUUAUUAACUUGUCUUCGUUCCUACUUCGAUGUGUACUUGCUUUUUUUGUGCGGAACUUCGUUUCUACGUACUAGGUCUAAAUUUUUUGAAUACUUCAAACAAACAAAAUAAUUCGACUUGUGAAUACAUAUCUACACGUUUUUUAUGCGUUAUUAAUAAGAUGGGCACAAUAAUUGGUUCGUCUCC